Molecule: messenger RNA, 1177 nt
Organism: Drosophila grimshawi
Lineage: Eukaryota; Metazoa; Arthropoda; Insecta; Diptera; Drosophilidae
Product: serine protease SP24D
Exons: 1
Coding region: 324-1094 (256 amino acids)
Biological process (GO): proteolysis
Molecular function (GO): serine-type endopeptidase activity
Source: RefSeq, a predicted model, not a curated record
AUCAAAUUGGUUAAUAUAUAUUUAUAUAUGUAUAAAUUUAUAAUGGGAGAUGGACGCACUGGAGCAGCAUAAGAACCCCAAGGCAAGGCAAGGCAAGGCAAGGCAGUGGUAAUAAUAUUGAUAGUGGCUAAUUGAUAACAAUAAUAGAGCUAUAAAUUAUUCUGCUGAAUGUCAGACGAUAAGAUAUUUGCUACUCAGCUGUAAUCGCUGAAAUCGGAGCAUGUUGCUUAGCUUAUCAGCAAUUAUGGCUUCGGAUAGUAUCGACAGUCUAUAAAGGCCCCUAGUUGGCACUGACGAGUCUUAGUCUUAGACUUUUAGCCACAAUGUUGUCCAGCUUGGUGUCUGUGAUUGGCCCGAUUGUGCUUUUAGCUGCCAUUUGCCAGGCAGCACCCAAUCCCAUCGACAGCCGUAUUGUUGGCGGCGUCGAUGCCAACAAGGGCCAGUUUCCGCAUCAAAUAUCGCUGCGCAAGGAUGGCUCCCACAAUUGCGGUGGCUCGAUCAUCUCGGCCAACUAUGUGCUAACUGCGGCGCAUUGUGUUACCUACGAUAACGGUGGCGAAUUGGCCAUCUAUGCAACCAGCCAGUUGACGGUUCGCGCCGGCAGCAAUGAUCGUUUCCAAGGCGGCGUUCUCAAGCAGGUGGCGGCCAUCACUGUGCACGAGGAUUAUGGUAAUUUUUUGAACGAUGUGGCCGUAAUACGUAUGGAGACACCCUUCAUCUUCUCGGAGUACAUCCAGGCAAUUGGAUUGCCCAGCAAAGAUACGCCAGCGCACGCUGAUAUCAUAAUCUCUGGUUGGGGUCGUCUACGACAAGGUGGCGAUCUACCACGGUAUCUGCAAUAUAAUACGCUCACAUCGCAGACGCUGGAAGAAUGCCAGGAAAGUAUUAACUAUGGCUAUCCGAAUAUGUUGUGCCUUAUCCAUGAGGCAGACAAUGGUGCCUGUAAUGGAGAUUCCGGUGGCCCAGCCCAUUACAACAACGAAGUGGUUGGCAUUGCCGGCUUCGUCUACGGUGGCUGUGGCCGCAACAAUCCAGACGGCUAUGCACGCGUCUAUUAUCAUGUUAGCUGGAUCAAGGCGAACACGGAUUUGUAAGCCAAAUGAAUUACAACUUGGCUUACCCGAACUAUGGCCAAAUAAAACGUGGUUCGAAAUAAAUUGUUUAUUAUCCACAUGAA